Drosophila kikkawai is the source of this 8661-nucleotide messenger RNA. RefSeq names its product dedicator of cytokinesis protein Ziz (gene Ziz). Gene Ontology annotation, molecular function: guanyl-nucleotide exchange factor activity. The record is from RefSeq and is a predicted model, not a curated record. Lineage: Eukaryota; Metazoa; Arthropoda; Insecta; Diptera; Drosophilidae. Gene Ontology annotation, biological process: small GTPase-mediated signal transduction; positive regulation of GTPase activity.
ACAACAAACAACAAGAAUCUGUGUUCCCUUAGCUGUUUAUUUUAACCACUUAAUUCGAAAUUCGAAAUUUUUGCAAGAAAGCGGUUCUGUUAUAAAAAAAUUAUAAAAUAACGCGCGGCAAAAAAACGGAAAAAUUAUUUCGGGGCCGGCAAAUCAAAAUUAUAUAUACGAGAGAUACGUCGAUACAAUUUGUUUUAAACAAACGCCGUUCCGAAACGAGAAAACAAAAUAAAUAUUUCAUUCAGUUCAAAUAAAACGGUGUAAACAGCUGUGUUUAGUUCAUUAAAGAAUUUAUUGUUUAUGAUUUCGGCGGGGAUGCUUCGAGCCUGCCCUGUGUGUACGUUGUUUUUGCAAAAUAGCAACGCUUCUCCUCGCCGCCCUCAACAAAAAAGGGGCGUGGGAAUUUUCACGUGCUUGUGUUAGUGUUUUUGUGUAUAACAUGAAUUAAAAGGAAGUUCCUGAAUCCUUCAUCCAGAAAUUGUCAUGUAACUUCUUAGAAGUGCGGAUAUUUCAAGGGAAAAUUGCCGGAAAGUCAGGAAAAAAAAAGGCAAAGGGGAAAAAAAAGGAUAACGAAUUAGUCAUCGCUGGCAGCGACGUUAGCUGCGCAGUCGGCAGCGCAGUCGGCAGCGCAUCCUGUCCACUUGUGCGCGUGUGUGUACGUGCGUUUAUCUGCCCGCGUGUAUGUGUGCUUGUGUGUGUCUCUCUAUUUUUGAAUCGCCGCCGGUUUUUGCAAAACAACAACAACAACUUGUUUGUUUCAACUGAACGAGAGAGACGGCGACAGGGAGAGCAGAAUGGAGCGAAAAUUUACGCGGGGCUUGAAUAAGCUCGGCUCGGCGGUGCAAAUGAGAGAGAAUGUAUCUCAGCUGGUCCGAGAGAGCGCCGUUUUGAACAAGCCCAUGGUGGUGGAGCCGAUCGACUUUGAAGCCUUUAUAGCCAAAAAUAAAACAGUUAUCCAGAAUGAUCCCCAGAGGGAGCUGCUCAUCUAUCCCGCUGACGAUGUCUCCGAGAUCAUCAUGCCCCGCAAGCAACGCACCAAUGCCAAAUCCGUGGCCGAUCGCUUCGAGCCCCCCAACGAGGCGAUUGUUUGUCCCCUGCAUGGCCCCUCAAUAAUUGGCAAUGGAAAUGGCCAUAGCCAGGUGAGCCGGCAGGGUAGCAUCCAGUCAAAUGGUAGCCUCCACAAUGGCACCUCCAAUGGUAAUGGACACAACAGCAGCAGCAGUAACAGCAGUCUGUCCAACUCCAAUGGCCAUGGCCAACUAUCAAGGAAGAGCUCACAAUGCUCGAAUGGUUCCUCCAGUCACAAGGACUCCUCCUAUGAGUCGGCCUUGUCCUCAAUCACACUCCGUUCCCAUCUGGCCCAGCCGGAGGAGGUGGAUGAGUAUGCGGAUGAUGGACAUGGUGAGGAUAUGGUGGAUGGUCAGGCUAUACACGGAUCUAGAGCGGAGUGUACGCGCUUUACACGACAGGCUCUGUACACUUACAGGGCCAAGAAUCAUUUGAUUCAUUAUAAAUAUAAUGCCUACGGUGGGAACUGUCAUGAUCUGCCAAGCAUUUCCCCCGCCGAGGAACUUCUAGAGGAGGUUUAUGAGAUCGAUGCCGAUCAGGAUCGCAUUGAUGAGCAGAUGACUCGCUCUCAGGCGGACACCAUCACCAAGCAGGGAUACCUACUCAAAGGACCCGAUUCGGCUUCGGAUCGUAUGUUUGCCAACAUAGGCAACAAGUCCUUUAAGCGUCGCUAUUGCUAUUUGCGCCAGGAGAUUGAUGGCACCUAUAUCUUAGAGCUGCACAAGGACGAGAAGCAGGGCGAAGCCAAGGCCACCAUAGUCAUGGAUUUUUGCACCGAGGUGGUGCAGAAUCCCAAACGUGGCCGCUUCUGCUUUGAGCUCCGCAUGACUGCUGGCCAUAAAUCCUUCACCCUGGCCGCCGAGAACGAGCAGGACUUUAAGGACUGGCUGGGCAAGCUUUCCUCGGUUUUGGCUCAAAAUCGUGCCCAGGAAGAGAAGCGAAAUGCCUCGCUGGAGCGCCAGCCCUCGGUUAAUUCCAACCCUGGACCGCAGCUCCAAGCUCCAAACGUAGAACCUCAGACCUUUGGCACCCUCAAGGGCUUGGAUCAAUCGCUGCAUCCGCAACUAAUGAAAUACGGCAGGGAAACUGAUCACUCAAUAGCCUUGGCCAGGAGAGAGCAGCGUCGCCGGCUGUUUGCCUGCUACCAGUCCCCAGCCAAGUCCAGUGGCAGUGACAAUGUGGAGCAGUAUCGAGAGCAUUUUGGCACGCGUCUCCUGCUUACCUGCCACAAUCUACGCUUUCGACUGCAGUGUAUACCCCAGGAGGAGGGAGCUUCUGCGAGCGAGCAGCAAGUGGAGCCCUACAUCACCAGCUUGGCUUUGUACGAUGCCAAGGCGAACCGCAAGCUGAGCGAAAAUUUCUACUUCAAUGUGAAUGAGCCCUGGGCGGCCCAACUUCUGCCGAAUACCCCGGUUCCUUCCUCAGUGGCUGGCUGUGGAGUUCCUAGAAAAUCAGCAGAUGGCGAUGAAAGAAGCACUGGCUCUCAGGCGCCUCACUCCUUGUUCGAUGGGGUAUCCGCAGAGUUGCUAAGAUCGAAUCGCCAGCAAUUUCAGCAGCUAAAACAGUGCCUGCUUUCGGUGACCUCUCCACAUGCGGAUAUAUAUUUGGUGGUGCGUGUGGAGAAACUCCUGCAAUGCGGCAUAGCCCAGGCAGCUGAACCCUAUCUCAAGGCUGGCAAGGAUCCCAAGUUGGGCCAGAAGGUCUACAAGGCCGCCAAGAGUUGUGCCCAGCACAUAGGUCACUAUAGACAGCCCUUUGCCUGGGCAGCUAGACCACUGUUCAAGCAGUACAGCCAUGAACUGGAUGUGGAUCCGCACAAGGAGUUUGAAUUCAGUCCCAUUUAUCGGCAGGAGUUACCCAAACUGAAGGAUGAGGAGCUGCUAAAGCUUCUGGUGGACUAUCGCAAGCCAGAGAAGCUAAGCAAACUCACCAUUAUACCGGGUAGCCUGAAGAUGCAGAUGCAGUUUCUGGACCAAAGCACACCCCAAUGUGGCCUGAGUAAAUCACUGGCCCCCUUGUCCACCUUUAGCCCCAAUUCCAAGCACUCACCCACCAUUGAGGUGGCUGAAUUUCAGAGUCAGAGCGAGCGAGAGGCUCAUCCUUAUACGAGUUUCUGCAAUCACCUGUAUGUGUAUCCUUUGAGCUUGCAAUUUGAUAGCCAGAAGCUGUUCUCGCGAGCCAGGAACAUCACCGUGGUGGUGGAGCUAAGGGACAGCGAUGGAGAGUACAGCAAGCCUCUCAAAUGCAUCUAUGGUCGUCCUGGACAGGAUUUGCUGGUAUCCCAGAUAGCCUGCCCUGUGCUACAUCACAAUGUGACUCCCACAUGGUACGAGGAGAUCAAGCUGCGUCUUCCCUUGGGUCUAUUUCCAGAGCAUCAUUUGCUCUUCUCUUUCUACCAUGUGUCGUGUAAUCUGAGCAAAAAACGGGAUGCAAAUGCUGCAUUUGAGACGCCUAUAGGAUAUGCCUGGCUGCCGUUGCUACAGAAGAAUAGGAUUUGUUUGGAGGAGCAGCAGCUGCCGGUGGCAGCCACCUUGCCGGUGGGAUACCUCUCCAUUCAGCCUCUGGGAUGGGGCAAGGGGCAGAACUGCGGUCCGGACAUCCAGUGGAUAGACAAUCAGAGGAAUCUCUAUACGGUGGGGCUAAGACUGGACUCUACGGUUCUAACGGCGGACCAGCACUUGCACAACUUCUUUGGACAUUGCGAAAGACUUCUAGAGGGCGGCAAGACGGGAGCUGUGCCGGCGGAAACGGAAACCUGCAAGAUCCUUAAGGCAGCUCAUGCCAUAGAUAUGCGUUCCUUGAUUAACUACCUGCCCACUGUCCUCAAUGAGCUCUUCACUCUGCUGGUUCACACCCAGUCCGAGGAGAUUGGCCUAAAUGUCAUCCGUUUGAUAACAAACAUUAUACACUUGAUAAGCGAUCAAGCCAAGAGGCCGGAUCUGCUGGGAGCCUAUGUAAAGUACGUGUUUCAUGCUCCUUACUACAGUCAGCAAACGGCAAGGCAGAGGACUGUCCAUGGAGAGCUCUGCCGGCACUUGCCCUUCCUCCUGAAUCCCAGCAAUCCCGAUUUCCUUAUCGUCAACAAAUUCAUGCGCUACUCUGCCAUAUUCUUCGAUUUGAUUGUGAAGAGUAUGGCUCAGCAUUUGCUGGCCACUGGCAGGAUAAGGAUGCUAAGGAAUGAGAGGUUUCCCAAGGAGUAUGCCGAUCGGGUGGAGCAACUGAUCAAGGUCCUGAUGCCAUAUAUCACCACGCGUUAUGAGGAUCUGGGCGAGGAAACGCAUCUGCUAAAUCGCUCUCUGGCGAGAUUCGUGCGCCAGUGCCUGAGCUACAUGGACAGGGGAUUUGUGUAUCGUUUGAUUCGUUGUUAUAUGGGAGAGUUUGCACCUGGCAAUGCCAGGAUACUCCACGAGUACAAGUUUAACUUUCUGCAGGAGAUUUGUCAGCAUGAGCACUAUGUGCCACUCAAUCUGCCGUUUGUAUUGAAUCCCAAGAACAGACCGCCAGAGAUGAUGCAGCACUUUACCCUUUCUGAGCAGUUCUGCCGACAGCAUUUUCUGUCGGGUUUGCUGCUCCAAGAGCUGAAGAGUAGCCUCAACGAGGUGGGUCAUGUGCGACGACAUGCUCUGGGCAUCUUCAAGGAUCUGCUGGCCAAGCACGAGCUGGAUAACCGUUAUCAGCAGCGGGGACAACUGUCGCGUAUUGCCCUGCUCUAUGUUCCCUGGCUCGGUGUAGUGAUGGACAACAUCCAUCGCAUCGAUGACAUGUCCGAGUCCGGAGCCUGUACACCCAAUGGCCAUGUCUAUGCCGACUCGGCUUCCUAUACGAAGCGACUGAGCUGCUCCAGCAGUUAUGUGUUUAGCAAGGACUCGUCCACUUUUGGUUCUUUGACUUCUACUCCAAGGUCAAAGAAUCGCCUCACUCUGCACUGCGAUCAGCCGAGUCCCUAUCGCACCUCGGUCCACAUGAAGGAGCACAACUACCUGGCCGCCAUAGCUGGACAGCCCAUAAGUAAUGGCAUCUCCAAUCUUUCGCUUAAUUCCAACACGGAUUCUGGGCACUCCCAGGACACCACUACCAUUGGUGCUUAUACCAACGGAGAUGCCGAUGUGGCCCUGCGAAAUGGUCAUAAUCGCUCUGUGAGCGUAACCCAUGCACAGAUCCUCUCGCGCUGCGACAAGUUCAGCUCAGCGGAGAGCAAGGACUUACUGCUGGGCUUCCUGUUUAUCAUCAAGCACUUGUCGCAGGAUCAAAUGGUGGCCUGGUGGCAGAACUGCAAUGAGUCCGAGACCCUGCAGUUCCUCUCCAUUCUGGAUCUCUGCCUGCUGCAAUUCCGCUAUGUGGGUAAGAAGAGUGUGGUUUUAACUCCAACCGACUCCCGGUCAGGUCGCUCUGCCAAGGCUCACACGCUGCCAGCGAGAACGCAACCUCCUACGGGUUUGGAGAAUGGCAACAGCCAGGAGCAGCAGCAGCCCAACAGUGGCACCCUCAACCAAACCCGAGAGCAUCUCUUGGAAGAUAUGGACUCACUGGCCAGAAGUCAGUUGGCGCUCUACGAAUCCAAUUUGGCCACUGAGGUGGGCAUGAUAAUCCUGGACUGCCUCGGCAUGUAUGUCCUGCAAUUCCGGCAACUUCUAGCGGAUAGCACUAUCCUACCCAAGUUGGCCCGCGUCUAUCUAAGAUUCCUGCAACUUGGCCAGUCGGAGAGGCUCUCGAAGCACGUCUUUGCUGCUCUGAGAGCUUUUAUCAACAACUAUGCCGUGGCUUUGUUCAAGGGGAAUGCCAUGCUUUGCGGUCAAAUGGUCUAUGAGCUUCUAAAGGCCUGCGAUAGCCGCCUGGUGGAAAUACGCCACGAGUCCUGUGCCGUACUCUAUCUUCUUAUGCGCAGCAAUUUCGAAUUCAGUGGGAGGAAAGCCCUCACCCGAGUCCACCUCCAAGUCAUCAUUUCCGUCUCCCAAAUGAUUGGCAAUGUGAUUGGGCUGAAUAAUGCCCGGUUUCAGGAGAGCCUGUCCAUCAUCAACAGCUAUGCGAAUAGCGACAAGGCCAUGAAGGGCACUGGCUUUCCCAUGGAGGUCAAGGACUUGACACGUCGCGUGCGCACCGUCCUCAUGGCCACGGCUCAGAUGCAGGCCCAUCACAUGGAUCCGGAACGUUUGCUGGAGCUACAGUAUUCCCUGGCCAAUUCGUAUGCCUCCACGCCGGAGCUGCGUCACACCUGGCUGGUGACCAUGGCCAGGAAUCACGAGCAGAAUGGAAAUCUCUCGGAGGCAGCCUGCUGUCAUCUUCACAUAGCAGCUCUGAUGUGCGAAUAUCUGCGCUUGAGAGGAGGGUGCAGUCUCAGUUGGUCGUCCACGGCCUUUGGCAAGAUAUCCAGAAAUAUUCCAUUGGAUGAGCAGGGUCUGAAGUUGGAUGCAGGGGCCCAGGACUCGCAGUACACAGAGCAAAUGCUCUUGGAGCAGCUGAAACAGUGUGCUGAUUUCUUGGAUCGCGCUGAGAGAUUUGAGUGCUUGGGAGAGCUCUAUAAGCUUAUACUGCCGAUGUACGAAAGGGAUCGCAGCUUUUUGGAACUGGCCCACUGCUAUGAGCACUUGACCCAGGCCUACAACAAGAUUGUGGAGGUGAAUCGUUCGGGCAAAAGGAUGCUGGGUCGUUUCUACCGAGUGGUUUUCUAUGGAAUGAUGUACUUUGAGGAGGACCAUGCUAUUGAGUAUGUGUACAAGGAGCCAAAGCUAACCUCGCUGAGUGAGAUAUCCGAAAGACUGGGCAAGCAGUACAGGGAGAAGUUUGGAGCUGAUGUGGUCAAGAUGAUCAUGGAUUCGUCACCGGUCAAAGUUGAUGAAUUGGAUGCCAAGCUGGCCUACAUACAGGUCACCCAUGUAAUUCCCUUCUUCUCCAAGGAUGAACUCGAUCAAAGGCUAAACGAAUUCGAACAGAAUCACGAUGUGGACACGUUUAUGUAUGAAACGCCGUUCACCAAAUCGGGAGCAGCUCGGGGCAGCGUCGAAGAGCAAUGGAAACGCAAGACGGUCAUUAAGACUCAAUACUCCUUUCCCUAUGUCCUUAAACGUAUACCAGUGAAAGCCCGCGAGAUCAUAGAACUGAGUCCCAUCGAGGUGGCCAUCGAUGAGAUGCAAUCAAAGGUUUCAGAACUGGAGGAGAUCAUUCUCCCGCCAGCCGAUGUCAAGAAGCUGCAGUUGCGCCUGCAAGGAAGUGUGGCGGUGACCGUGAAUGCAGGUCCUUUGGCCUACGCUCAUGCCUUCCUGGAUGCCAAAGUAGUUAAUAAUUUCUCUGUGGAUCGCGUUAGCGAUCUCAAGGAUGUGUUUCGCGACUUUAUUGUGGUUUGCCAGAAGGCUUUGUUCCUCAACGAACGUAUCAUUAGUGCUGACCAAAAGGAGUACCAUCAUGUGCUAAAGGAAAACUACGAGAAGCUGUGCCAGGCUCUCAGUGAGUUGCUUGACGAUGAGUCCUUCCAGCCGCUAAGCGACGAUGCCGACAGCAUAAAUCAGCGCAACAGCAUGGCUUUGUUCAACGCAAUCAGCGGCGCAUCCCAUAACUCAAGUACUGCUUAAGUUCAGCAAAAACACAAAAAAAAAGAUACCAAAACUCAGAUAUCAGAUAUCAGAUACGUAGAUACAGAUACACGCACAUUGAUCUAACCAGAAAACAAAAGAAUACCAAGUACAUAUACUGUAUUUGAGAAUAACACCAGCAGAGAGGCGUAGGCGUAACCACAACGUAUUUAGUCUUAACCUAGACAUGUGUUUGGUGUUUCCUUGUUUGAUGUUGAAAUUGAAAUUGAAGUUGAAAUUGAAGUUGAAUUUGUCUGGCGGCAGGUAAAGCGCAACUUUUGGGCUUUACGGUUCGAGUCUUGGCUAAGAGGGGCUCGCUUGUGACUAACACUGCACGAAAAAUCCUAAAAAGUAAACCCUAAAUCAUUGUGGUGGCUACUAAUUCGAACCAAAAACUAACUGUAAGCCUCAAUGCUAAAUUCUAACUAAAAAACUAUGUGUUUUGUCAGCUUUUUUCCCCCUAAAAUGCUUUUGCCAUUUUGUAUUAACAACAUUUUUUGUAAUUCUCCCAUUUUUUUAGGACCGUAUUUUGUUGAGCAAAAUACCAGCAACAAUACCCACCACCAACACCACAACCACAACCACUGUUCCCACAUAAACACACAGAACUCCACAUAACCGAACUAUAAGUUCCCCAAGUUCCAGUUAAACGAGAAAUCACUUGUUAAUUUCUACGACUAAGCUUAAGAUUAACCCUCAUUGAUUGUUGUUAGAUUUUUAUGUUGAACAAUUGGAUUUUAAAUUUCCUUAAAUUUUAUUUAAAUAUUUUUAAGAACAGAUAACCUGAAGUUUAGCAUGUAAACUGUAUAUUAUUAUAAUUAUUUGGAUUUUAAUUUGCCAGAACCAUUUACUUUACUAGAUCGAAUCUGCUGCUAACCUUGUGUCUUCUUCAAAACUCGAAAUAUCUAAAAAAAAUAUUUUAAAUAAUUUAAAUCAAUUCCUAGUUGUAAUGUUGUAACAAACCUAGACGAAUAAGUUCCAGCAAGCAAACAGAACUUACCAAAGUAUUCAAAUAAUGGAAAAACCU